Molecule: messenger RNA, 2318 nt
Organism: Stylophora pistillata
Lineage: Eukaryota; Metazoa; Cnidaria; Anthozoa; Scleractinia; Pocilloporidae
Product: NFU1 iron-sulfur cluster scaffold homolog, mitochondrial
Biological process (GO): iron-sulfur cluster assembly
Cellular component (GO): mitochondrion
Molecular function (GO): iron-sulfur cluster binding; iron ion binding
Source: RefSeq, a predicted model, not a curated record
CGAAUAUGGCGACGACUCUAAUGAGUCGUUGGGCUGUGUCAAGAAAUGCUGUCAAGCUGUGGUUUAGAAGAAAUAUUCAAAAUGCCAAACAAUUGCAGAGAUGUUACAGUGGAGGAAUUCCAUUGUUGACAUUUCCUCAAUAUAAUCGGUCUUUUCCACGGAUUCCGUUUGCUGGAGCCAGUGUGAGAACAAUGUUUAUACAGGUACAAGAAACACCAAACCCUAACAGUUUGAAAUUUGUUCCUGGAGUCCAGGUCUUAGAGUCUGGCACAGUUAACUUUACCAGUGCACACUCUGCAUAUUGUUCACCUUUAGCAAGAAAUUUAUUUAGAAUAGACGGUGUGACUGGAGUUAUGUUUGGACCAGACUUCAUCACAGUUACAAAGACAGAUGAUGAAGUUGACUGGCCUGUGUUGAAACCUGACAUAUUUGCCUCCAUAAUGGACUUUUUUGCAAGCAAUGUUCCCAUUCUUACUGAAGACCAGCCAGCAAGUGAUACAGCUAUUGAUGCAGAUGACGAUGAAACUGUUGCUAUGAUCAAAGAGUUGUUAGACACAAGAAUAAGACCAACUGUUCAAGAAGAUGGAGGAGACAUCAUUUUUAAGGGAUUCCAAGACGGCAUUGUGAAGCUUAAACUUCAGGGAGCGUGCUCCAGCUGUCCAAGUUCAAUUGUUACCCUUAAAAAUGGCAUUGAAAACAUGAUGCAGUUUUACGUCCCAGAGGUGGUCGCAGUAGAACAGGUCGAAGACGAAGUGGAUGAAAUAAAUAAAACAGAAUUUAGUAAACUCGAAGCAAAACUCGGAGAAACAAGUACACCACCGGAGAGGAACUCGAACAACAAGUAAUAUUUCCGGCCAAGAUCAUCUCGUAAAGUCGCCCUUUUCGCUUGGUGUUUUGCGGCAUUGCGCUUUUCCUGAGACGUUCGAUUCAACGCUGAGCCUGUUGUGAGGAUUCAAGCUUUCAUGUGGCUCAUCACUGUUUGUUAGGACUAGGCUCUCCAAGUGUUCGGGAGUUCGAGUUCAUGGAAUAUUCUUUAAAAAAAUGGACAUUAAAACGUAUGUAUUUUAAAGUCAAAACAAACGACGAGAAAUGAGUCACAAAACCUUCAUUGGAGGAGUGAAAAUACUUUUUGUGACGUCAUGUCGUUUAACUCUUGAACUCUCUUGAGUGACCAAGACAGAAGUUCUCUUUACAUUAUCGUGUAAUAUCAAGCAGGAAAGUAAUGAGAUUUAAAAAAUACCAACUAGGGAAUUGUUAGUCGAUCUAAUACAAAAUCAUCUGCACUCAAAUCAUUAGAAUUGUAUGGCAAACAGUAAAAAGGAUUGCUAAUGAGAUCAUAGGAAUGCAAGGGUAAACCCCUUCUGCCAGUUAACAGAUUCAGCAGCCAGAUGCUGGUACAAAGUCACGAAAAAGAUCUUGGGAGUUUCAUUGUGAAUUCAUCAAUACUUCUCAGUUAACCACUAUGGCCUAUCAUGGCAGAAGCGCAAACGUGUAACAUUUUGGAGCAAAACUUCACUUUAGGGCUCGGGAGCAGUGGAAAAAUUCAGGGGUUGCUAGGAAGACUAGUCUCCUUCGCAGCCGUUGAUUAGGCUCGUCACGCAACGCUCCCUCCCCCACCAACGGGGGAGGGAGCGUUGCGUGACGAGCCCAAACAACGGCUGCGAAGGAGACUAUAGGAAGACUAGCUGUCGUUGAUCUUAAAUUUAUUUACUUGCUCGCUAUCAAUUUUAGAAUUUGGUGAGCCUCGCUAAUCGUUGAAUUCUAAUGAGCGUUGAUCCUAAUUCUUACUGUUCCUCACUUUGUUACUUGACCAAAUAGCCUGCAGAGCAGGCGUCAUUUGGGCAGGCGAGUCCUCAGUAUUUUCGUAGCGAAAAUUAUGGCCAUCAUCUUUGAUUUUAUGGAAGCGGAAGGCUGGGGUGAGAGAGAAGUUUGUACCAGGGAUGUGACAGAAGAACUAGGGAGGGGAUGAGGGUGGGGGAGUGAGUAAUACAUCCCCGCUCCCUUCCCCAACCGUCGACUCCAACUUCAAAUUAGACAUGGUCGGUUGAAUAAACGAUAGCGCGCUUCUUUUAACUCGCCCCAAUAUGACGCUUGCUAAGCAGGCUAAUGCACAAGCUAUAUGAUUUUCAUCUAAUAUAUAUGUUGUUGCCAAUUGCAGUGUUAAGCACAAACGUGAAAUGAAUUUCAUUUAGCUCUUUGAUUUCAAUAUUUUCGUGCGCCGCAAUUUCUCCUACAAACACCUCAGGUAAUCCAAUAUUUAUUGAACCCUUGAAACUGAUGUAAAGAUAAGUAACAAAUGAAUUUGGGAGUGAUUUUUA